AGUUAGUACCAAAAUAUGAAGCAUUAAGGAAAGAAAAAGAAGAAUUUAACGAUACCGCUGAAACAGAAUUUGAAAAAUAUCUAGACAGUUUUUUAAAUUAUCUUGAAAUUUUAAUACCUCCAACUUCUAAUAAUUUUAAGAAUAAUGUAAAAAACAAAACUGAAAAACUUAAAGAUAAAUACCAAAAAUUAAUAGAUGAAAAUAAAAAAAUAAAAGAAAGCGAAAAUAACUUUUAUCAAG
Dentiscutata erythropus is the source of this 240-nucleotide messenger RNA. Lineage: Eukaryota; Fungi; Glomeromycota; Glomeromycetes; Diversisporales; Gigasporaceae. The record is from the annotation of a GenBank genome assembly.